AUGUUGAGGCCAAACAUACUGAGUCACCUUCGUAAUGCUGGAAUUAAGCAUUUCACACAAUCUCGAUUUGGCCCCUUAUCCCGUCAAAGAUUUUCACCGAGGACUAAUGCAAUCCAGGUUAGACCUUAUGCUUCCUAUCGUCGUUUCAACAAUUCUGGUCUGUCACCCAACGUUUACGAGUACUACUUGCUGUUGCUUACGAGCAGAAAGGCCAUGUACAUCGGUGGAGGUCUUUUGGGCUUUUAUCUUUUGAACCUUCACGAGGCACCAUAUACUCAUAGACUUCGAUUCAUAUCGAUUCCGUUCUGGAUUGAGACAAAGAUUGGUGACUAUUCUUAUCGACAAAUUAUGUCGCAGUAUGGAUCUAUGAUCUUGCCUCACCUGAAUCCACUUUAUGGCCGGAUCUCUACAAUCAUGAACAAGUUGCUUGCAACAGCAAUAGCCAAUGAUGAGGACGAGACUCAGAGAAAGCAUUUGAAGCAAUUGCACUGGGAGAUCAACAUCAUCCAAAACGACACAUUACCGCCAAAUGCGUUCAUUUUGCCCAAUGGAAAGAUCUUUGUAUUCAGUUCCAUCUUGCCCAUUUGUGAGAACGACGACGGACUUGCAACGGUCUUGUCCCAUGAAUUGUCACAUCAAUUGGCCCAGCACUCAAGUGAGCAAUUAAGUUCACAGCCGUUCUAUAUGUUCUUAUCGGCAGUAUUGUAUUCAAUGACUGGGGUUUCAUGGUUCAAUGACUUGCUCAUUAAUGGUCUUUUCACAAUGCCAGCCAGUAGAGAGAUGGAAACAGAAGCUGACCAUAUUGGAUGUGAAAUCUUGGCAAAAAGCUGCUUCAACCCCGAUGAGUCUGUUAAAUUUUGGGAGAGGAUGGGAAGAGAAGAACAAAAAUUGACCAGGCAAAUGGGCGGAAAUACCUCCAAUUCACUCUUUGGACAAUGGUUUUCUACUCAUCCAGCCACCACAAAAAGAAUUCAUGACAUCGAAGAAUGGUUACCAAAGUUGAGGGAAUUGAGAGAAGGCAGUGGCUGCUAUGAGUAUGGCAGAUUCCAUGACUUUAGUGCCAAUUAUUUCAAAAGACAAUAG
Molecule: messenger RNA, 1083 nt
Organism: Lodderomyces margitis
Lineage: Eukaryota; Fungi; Ascomycota; Pichiomycetes; Serinales; Debaryomycetaceae
Product: metalloendopeptidase
Exons: 1
Coding region: 1-1083 (360 amino acids)
Biological process (GO): protein quality control for misfolded or incompletely synthesized proteins; mitochondrial protein processing
Cellular component (GO): mitochondrial inner membrane
Molecular function (GO): metalloendopeptidase activity
Source: RefSeq, a predicted model, not a curated record